Messenger RNA from Aureobasidium subglaciale EXF-2481, 506 nucleotides. RefSeq lists its product as uncharacterized. The record is from RefSeq and is a predicted model, not a curated record. The transcript has a single exon. The coding region runs from base 143 to 457 and encodes 104 amino acids. Lineage: Eukaryota; Fungi; Ascomycota; Dothideomycetes; Dothideales; Saccotheciaceae.
GCAUGAAGUAAGUGGGAAGGCACAACUGAGACUUGCUGAUUUGGAAAGGCAGGAGUUGCUUGCUCAUGCUGACGCGUCCUGCGCGGCUGCCACAAUACAGGUCAUAGCCAACGUGGGUAAGGUAGGCACGCACAUCUUUGAUAUGGCCAGCCCAUAUUGCCGUCCACGCUCACGCAUGGCCUCUCGAAUUCUACGCCGGCGUCUCGAUUCCAACCACAUCACUUGUCGUUACUCGAGAGUAUCCAAGGGACCAGGUACGGCUCGCCUGAACAAUGAGACUAUUGUGCUUGGGCAUGCCCAAACUUUUAUCAGCAUUUGUGCUCCUCAGGUUGUGCGGUCUGCAAGAUUGUCUGAUAAGAAUAACACCAAGGUAAAUGACUCGGGCCUAGUAUCUUUUUCGAGAACAGCGUUGCCUUUAGUUGCAUCAUUCCUCUACACCUGGAGAUAUGGCUGGUAACACAUAGGCUAGUGUGUGAGUUCCUCCAGAAUUCUAAAGUGCUGUGGUA